Rhododendron vialii is the source of this 2226-nucleotide messenger RNA. Its product is annotated as protein IQ-DOMAIN 2-like. Gene Ontology annotation, molecular function: protein binding. The transcript has 6 exons. NCBI's taxonomy places the organism in Eukaryota, Viridiplantae, Streptophyta, Magnoliopsida, Ericales, Ericaceae. The record is from RefSeq and is a predicted model, not a curated record. Bases 510 to 1895 code for a protein of 461 amino acids.
ACGUCAUCUCCAAAGUAAAUGGAUCUCUAUGCUUGAGUCCAAAGUAAAGUAUAAUCUUUUCUGUUUUGUUUUGUUUUGAUCAAGAAAGUAAAGUUAAAGUCCACGCCAAUUUCUGGUAAGGAAGGCCAUUGCUUUAGGAUAAUCCUCCACAUGGGACUAAUCCCUCCCUCGUUACAGGAAGAGGUGUCUAAUGAUCUAGUGGGACCCACUUACCGAACUCCAUUACUGUACUUGGUCUUCACAAGCAACCACCAGCUGAUGAUAAAUAAAAUACUAAGCAAGAACCAGCUUUUAAUAUUCCUCAUAAGCCUGAAACCUUCUUGUCAAGAUCUGGUUUUUUCCUCUUUCACUAUUAUCUUGAAGGAGAGGGGUCCGACUUCUCAAGUCAUGCUUUUGUUUCUCCAUUGAUAAGUAAGAGAGAGAAAUUGUCAGCACAGGAUAAUAAAGAAGCAGCUCAGAGAUCUAGCGAACCUCAUUUUGGAGGACAAAUUGGGGAAUGAUAUAAUAAAAUGGGGAGGAAAGGGAACUGGUUUUCUUCAGUAAAGAAAGCAUUCAGUCCAGAGUCCAAGGAAAAGAAAGGCCAGAAAUCAAAUAAAUCGGACAAGAAAUGGUUUGGGAAGGAAAAAUCUGCUGUUUCCAGUUCCUCGCCUUCAGAAACUGUCACAGUGCCUCAUCCUCUUCUUCCUCUGCCAGAAGAGGUGAAACCAAUUGAAGUGGAAACUACAGAUUCUUACUCUGUUGCACUUGCCACCGCUGCAGCAGCUGAGGCUGCCGUUGCGGCUGCUCAGGCCGCUGCGGAGGUUGUUCGACUCACAUCCGUGAAUCGGUUCCCAGGCAAAUCAAAGGAGGAAGUGGCAGCCAUCAAAAUUCAAACAGUUUUCCGUGGGUACAUGGCAAGGAGGGCAUUGCGGGCUUUGAGAGGGCUUGUUAGGUUGAAGUCAUUGGUACAGGGGCCUAUUGUCAAACGCCAAACUGCAAAUGCUUUGAGAUGCAUGCAAACUGUGGCACGAGUGCAAUCUCAGAUCCAGUCUAGAAGAAUCAGGAUGUCUGAGGAGAAUCAGGCACUCCAGAGACAACUACUUCAGAAACGUGCAAAAGAACUCGCGAGUUUGCGGAUUGGGGAGGAAUGGGAUGACAGUCUACAGUCAAAAGAACAGAUCGAAGCAAACUUACUGAGCAAGUAUGAGGCAGCCAUGAGAAGAGAAAGAGCACUGGCUUAUUCUUUCUCGCACCAGCAAAGCUGGAAGAAGUCUACAAGACCCUCAACUCUGAUGUUCAUGGACCCAAGCAAUCCUCACUGGGGAUGGAGUUGGUUGGAACGAUGGAUGUCUGCCGAGAAAGACCUCAACAAUGACCACUCAUCCGUCAAGAGUGCCACCCUCAGCACUGCCGGAGGAGAAAUCACCAAGUCUUACGCUCGUCACCUCUUAAAUGCCGACAAACCUUCUCCCACUUCCACUCCAACACCAAACCAUCCUUCCAUCCACAAGUCCCUUUCAACUUCCCAAUCAAAGGCGAGGAAAUUGAAGCCCGAAAGCCCUAGAGGGAGGAUGUUGACUCCAGAUGACGAUUCAAAGAGUGUUUUCAGUAUGCAGUCGGAUUUGAAUAGGCGACACAGUAUUGCAGGGUCGUCAGUUAGGGAUGAUGAGAGCCUCGCGAGCUCUCCGGCAUUUCCGAGUUACAUGGCACCUACUAAGUCGGCAAAGGCUAAGUUGCAGACUGAAAGCCCGUUGGGCUUGGAGAACAGGACGCCGGAGAAAGGAUCAGUGGGGUCUGUGAAGAAACGACUGUCUUUUCCGGCUUCAACAGCUAGGCCGAGGCGGCAUUCAGGUCCACCGAGGGUGGAAAGUGGCUCCUUUGCAGCGGUCAGUGUGAGGAGUGGAGGGGGAAGUUAAUCUGUUCCUUGAUGGAGGAACAUAUAUAUAAGCAAUACUAUUGGAGUUGAAAUGGAGGUUAUUAAAGAGGAAGAUAAGAUUAAAAGAUAGGUGAUUGGAUACGUGGGAUUUUACUUGUAUGUAGUUUAAGAAAACUGUAAUCUUUGAUUUGUUGCUUUGAGAUUGUUGGUUUUCUGGGGGAGUUUCCUGGAUGAGUCCUGCUAUGGGAUUGCUUUUAGUAUUUCUUUUGUUCUUGUUUCCCUUAUUGUCAAAGAACUGGCUUUGGGCUUUGAUUAUUUUGUAUGCUACUACUAAUGAAUGUGAUAAUCAUGGGUUCGAGCCGCCACAGAAA